This is a messenger RNA of Caenorhabditis auriculariae, 867 nucleotides long. NCBI's taxonomy places the organism in Eukaryota, Metazoa, Nematoda, Chromadorea, Rhabditida, Rhabditidae. The record is from the annotation of a GenBank genome assembly.
AUGACGAUAACCGUCGAAGAAUACACAUUCCACAUGAUAGACAUGUUCAUCACCUCCCAAGGCGUCCUGAUGAACAUUUUAUUACUUCUCCUCAUUUAUUUCUGCACCCCGAAGACUAUUGGAGCCUAUUCUGUUUUAAUUAUCAAUGCGGCUCUUGUCGACUUGGUUAUUGCCUUGUGUGGGCUUCUGACAUCGAUUAGGUAGGUUGGAAGAUUAAGUGAGUUGGAAUCUUUGAAAAAACGACUGUUUUAUAACUUUUAAAGUCAAAAAUUAAACCAUCGGAUUACAGGUUCAUCCCCUGCGAUUUCACGAUUCUCAUUGUUUCCUAUGGGGUCUGCGGACGGCUGGGCCGCGAGUUUUGCUUUCUUUUAUUCAAAGUAAUUUUCUAUUCGUGUUACUUGAAGAUUAGAAACUUGGCUUCAGAUCCAAAUCCACGCGAUUAUCCACGGAAUGAUGAGCCAACUCUUAUCUUUCGCAUAUCGAUACUAUGCCCUUAUCGGUGUUCGGAUACCCAGCAAGAGGAGAAUCGCCUUGAUCUGCUUUGGCGUUUAUAUUCCUACCUUGAUCGUUUUGGUGAGCUUUCGGGUUCGGAGGAUAUUUAUACUCCGUUUUCGAAACGGCUCUUUUUCUGUGUUCCCUCCUCGUCUCUCGGCCCCCUCUCGUGUUGACGUGAUGUUUUCACGUUCCUCUAACCUUGCCGAUGAGAGAACAGAGAGACGCAGACACUCGAAAAGACUCAAAAACGGACUAUAUUGUAACGUGGAAAGUUAGAAAAUAAGCUUCAGAGAGUUUCGGAAGUUCCCAAGAGCUUUUGAGAAGUGAACUUCUUAUCGAUUAGUCUUUUGGAUUAUUCAGAAGAUGGACUAG